Messenger RNA from Gadus morhua (Atlantic cod), 3686 nucleotides. It is a transcript of the gene trim59, whose product is annotated as tripartite motif containing 59. The transcript is spliced from 4 exons. Lineage: Eukaryota; Metazoa; Chordata; Actinopteri; Gadiformes; Gadidae. Gene Ontology annotation, molecular function: ubiquitin protein ligase activity; zinc ion binding. Bases 1081 to 2436 code for a protein of 451 amino acids. Gene Ontology annotation, biological process: protein monoubiquitination. The record is from RefSeq and is a predicted model, not a curated record.
AGCCCUCGUCCGCCACCCGAGUGACUCAGGGUUCAGUUGUCAAACCAAUUCUACCCUUUUUAUAUGCGUUCGGGGGUCGUUGUAAUGGCGACUUUAUUUUGACCUGUUACCGACACGGUCUGACCUACGACACUUGAUCCGCGGUCGGGUGGUCCCGGAUGGGUCUGGGCCAGUCGGCUGGGUCAGCUGGUCCUGGAUGGGUCUGGGCCGGUCCAGGGUCGGCUCGGUCAGGUUUUCCGCUGUGUAUGGUGGUCCCCGCUUUGCUGGAUAUCCAAAGUUCCAACACUGGUUUAAUGUUUACCUGCAUUUUGGAAAGGUGUCGUCGGGAUGUACAUUGUUCGUGCGGGACAAAACAGUCAGUAAUAUGACAACCAACCCUUACAGAACAAGAUCUAACGCCGUGUCAAGAACUGAAGUGUGACGAUGGGUGGGGCGGGUCACGGGGACUCUGUCGGAGCCUGUUUGUGUCCGAGACGGUCUGUCUGACAUGGGGUCCGAUAUGGCUGCCAGGCGGAUUGUUAGAGGUCGUGUGUGUGUGUGUGUGUGUGUGUGUGUGUGUGUGUGUGUGUGUGUUGGACGUAGAGACCAGUGUUGUGUUGUUGCUGCCGAGUUGUGUGUCACUGGAGCAGGAGCCCACAGCAACUCUAAAGUUCAGCCUGAAUUAAUUCAAUUCCCUUGGAACUCCCACUGACCCAAAGAACAAGUUAGUGAUUCAGGAACAUAUUUAAUCACUCCAGACGAACAGCCAGUUAACAAAAUGCAGUUGUCUUAACUAAUUGCAAAAGCUUUAUUCACAUUUAAAGUAUGUGUAUUUAUAUAGGCCUAUAUAUAUAUUUUUUUUUUAUAUAUAUAUCUUUAUCUUAUUAUCCUCGACGGCCAUAUUGCGUCAACAUUCAGACACACUGCGCUAUAGCAACAGUUCAACCAGGGGGAAACGAAACAUUUCGAGAUCCAGAAGACAAAAGGAUGGCGUUUGAUGUAGGACAGGGCAUCUAGGAGAGAGAUAAUAAAAAAAAUAGGGUAGGGUUACCCUAUUUGGUGAAUCAAUCUUAAAAAGGUGGGUGUAGAGGGCCUGUUUACAUGAAGGGAGUGUGUUGGAGUCUGGAGAUGACGCUCCUGGUUCCAUCUUCCUCUGUAGGCCGGCUCCACACAGCCGCCAUGGAAGACCUAGAGGAGGACCUCACGUGCUCCGUGUGCUACUCCCUGUUCUGUGACCCCCGGGUUCUUCCCUGUUCCCACACCUUCUGCAAGGCCUGCCUGGACCGCGUUCUGCUGUCUUCCGUCAACUACUCCGUGUGGCGGCCCCGUCCCCUGAAAUGCCCGAACUGCCGCAGCCUGGUGGAGCUGGCGCCCCCCGGGGUGGAGGCCCUGCCCGUCAACGUCUCACUCCGAGCCAUCGUGGAGAAAUACCAGAAGGAGCGGCCCCCUGCCCCCUCCUGCUGCCCGGAGCACCCGCGGGAGCCCCUCAACGUGUACUGCGUCCAGGACCGCCAGCCCGUCUGCGGCCUGUGUCUGACGGUGGGCCGGCACCGGGACCACGCCAUCGACGACCUGCACGCCGCCUUCCUCCGGGAGCGCCAGACGCUGGGCCAGCUGCUGGCCGCGCUGUCGGAGCAGCGCCUCGCCCAGGUGUGCGAGUUGGGGCAGCAGCUGGACCAGGGGAAGGCCCAGUGUGAGGGUCUGCUGAGGGCCGACCGCCUGGCCGUGGAGCAGUACUUCCAGGAGCUGGAGCUCACUCUGCGCAGGAAGAAGGAGGCCUGCCUGGUGGCCCUGGAGGCGGCCAGCGCUGACGUGGACCGGGCCUAUAACCCGCUGAUCGUGUCGGCCCGGAGCCUGGCGGAGGAGCACUGCGACCUCUUGACCCUGGGGGCGUCGGUCCAGGAGGAAGACCGGCCGCUGGAGUUCCUGGAGCAGGUGCAUCUGCUCCGAGAGAGGGUGGAGAGGCUGACGGCGCUCCCCCUGCCCCCUGCCGCGGCCCCCUCCGUCGCCCCCCGUGCUGGGGACUUCCUCCGGGAGCGCUGGGCCCUGGUGGGCCUCGGGGCGCUGGGCGAGGCGCCCGUACCCUGGGUGGGCUGCGGACCUCAGGGGGAGGGGGCCGAGGCCGGUCCAGCUGCUACUACUGGUGGUACUGGUGGUACUGAAGGUACUGGUGGUACUGGUGGUUCUCAGGGUACUGGAGGUACUGAGGGUCUGGAUCAAGGGGGUCCGGUAAGUUUGCGCAUCCGCCUGUGUCUGGUUGGGGUGUUUUUGCUGGUGGUGGUGCCGCUGAUAUCCCUGGCAGCCUAUUUGAGUUUCAUCACCGGCCUGUGGGAAUUUUUGAGGACUGGAGUGACCUGGCCGAUGGUCGUCAAGGUGUAUACGCAGAUCCAGAGAACCAUGGAGGUCCUUCUGCAGGCGGUGGACUCCUUCCUGGAUAGACUCCUCCUUCCUGGAUAGACUCCUCCUUCAUGAUGACUUCUCAACCUCUGUCCUCACUGCACGGUUGGGGUAGUGUAUGGAGUUGGAAUCAUGCCAAAACCCUGCACACACGCAAAAGCGUGUGUGCGGGGUUUUGGCAUGAUUCUAACUCCAUAGUAGUGUCACUGGGCGCUAGUGGUUCAACGGUUCACGGGUUUUCCGUGAUCCGCACGGAUCAACCCUCACGGUUCGGGAUGCAAGUGAUCCGCGGAUCGGCUGAUAAAAAAAAAAGUUGUGCGUUCACGUGAUCAGCGCAUGUUUAAAGGACAAUGCCGGUAUCAACAACAUCAUCAAGUAUCGCAGCGAAAUACAGUUAACGGAAACCGGAACCGGGCAUGUUUAUGUUUGGUUGUAGUCUUUUCGCUCGGUUCCGAAUCGUGAGUUUUGUGAUCCGUUGCACCCCUGCUGGGCGCUGAAGAGAACCUCUAAAGGAGUUCACUCAGAAGGACUUUUGAGAAUUGCAGAAACUGCAGAACAAUAGAAAAGUUUUUAUUAUAUCCGUCGACAUGUCACAGUAACACGUGUUUAAAUAUGUAAAUAAUCCAUAAUAAAUCAUUUAGCUGGAUCUGCCAUUUCUUCAUACAUCACGUGUAAUUAAAGAUUCAAGGAGGUGGUUUGAUAGUUUAAAACCCUGACAUACUGAAGUCCUCUUUGUGGGUAUAUAUUUUACCUAUAUUUCUUUUAAAUAUUUGUAUAUAUAUUUGAUAUUAUAUAUCAAUAUAAAAAAAUAGACAAAUGUUUAUCAUUUAUAUAUAUAUUUGUUUAUAAAUUUAAAUGUAUAUAUUUUUUAAGAUUAUAUAUUAUAAAAAUAUAUACAUCAAUAUAUAUUUUGUUAUAUAUAGCCUAUUAAAGAAUUAUGAAGGUUAAGCAAAGUGAUAUGUAGAAUGUGAGUUUGGACUACAGCUCUGCCCUGGUUGGGGGCAGUCAUACAGUGAGGUGUGUGAAACUAGGCACGUGCUUAUGUAAUGUGUAACACUGCUAGGAUGGCACCGCACACUACCUGUCCAGUGGCCUCUGCAUGCACUGCCUUACACACGUGUGCCUUGGUGCAACGCUCUGCCUUAAUCUCCAUGUAUAAGCUCAAUGCCUUUAAUGAAGUAAACUGUGUGGAAACCAUGUAGAUGUGGGGAUUGUGGGACCAUUUGGAUAUGGAGGCGUGAGGAAUCCAUUACUCCAGUUCAUAUUUUAUAUGUCGAUUAAAAACCUAAUAAACGUUUAUUUGUACCAGA